This is a messenger RNA of Protopolystoma xenopodis, 822 nucleotides long. Lineage: Eukaryota; Metazoa; Platyhelminthes; Monogenea; Polystomatidea; Polystomatidae. The record is from the annotation of a GenBank genome assembly.
AUGACUCCUAUCGCUUCCGUUAAUUCAAUAGCUGGCCCAGCUCCCAAUAUCGCCCCCAUCAAUACGGUUUCAGCGGCUCGAAACCUUGUAAUUGUCAAUCCCAAUAGUCAUAUUUCUUCUAGUAAUCUCGGAGGAAACAAUCUUAUCAACAUUAGUACGGCUAGCAGUAAUACAACGUUUGGAAACACCAAUAAUGCGGUUUCUCUCGGAAGCACAAGCUCUGCUAUCAAUACCAGUUCAUCCAGCUCACGCCGUGUUGAUAUGCACAGCAAUCCUGGCUUCGAACCUGAUUUUGCUGAGCUCGGCUUCAGGCAAACUUUGUCUCACCAUUCAGCCUCUAGCGUAUUGAUUCGACAUGAUUCGGCCACUAGAGGAGGAAGUGUAAAUGAUAUCCUGGGCUCUGUCGGAAGUGGCUUUGUGUUGUGUCCUCAGGAUGUAAUUUCUGAGACCACCUUUCCUUCGGGUAUUCAGAAUAUAUCUUUUCCCCCCUGCAUUUCAUCUAGUUGUAUUGAUGAGGGGUGGGCUAUUCAUCCAUUUCUUUAUCAGCACCUUUCCCAUACCCCGGGUCAAUCUUCAUCUAACAACCUCUUGAUGCCCGUAUACGCCAGUGGGGGCUUGAAUCCCGUAUCUCGAUAUCCGCUUUAUUCAGAGUAUAAUACCGAAGCCUCUACUUCAUCCUUCGCUUGUAAUUUAUCACACCGAGCCUAUAGCGGAGUGCCUCUUCCGUCACCUGCAUUUUCAUCAAAGUUAGCUCCAGUUCCCCUAGAGCCUCCAUUCCAAGCCACGACUGAUACAAGUCUCAAGUCUCUAAGUGCCUGUGAU